AUGACACAAUUAAAUUUUUCGGAAAACUUACGCAUCCUAGGACUCACCUUCGAUCACAAACUGUCAUGGAAAACACACAUCAAAAAACUAAAAACUAGUUGCAUGGGUAGAAUGAACAUUAUUAAAACUUUAUCAAACCUUUCAUGGGGUUCUGACCAGAAUAGCCUCAUAUUAAUAUACAAAUCAUUAAUUCUCUCACUCAUGAAUUAUGGUUCGGUCAUUUAUGGCACUGCCAAAGCUACGACACUCUCCUCACUUGAUCCGAUUCACAACCAAGGAAUUAGACUAGCCACUGGCUCUUUUAAAACUAGUCCAGUGGCCAGCAUAUUAUGUAAUGCCGGAGAACCUCCUCUGCAAAUCAUUCGUGACAGUAACACGAUUAAAUAUAUGAUCAAGAUUUCAAACCAGCCAAAACAUAUAUCCUUCUCUAACUUCCACCAAAAUUUUCCAUAUACUAAAGCGAAGACUCCCACUACAAUCUUUGAAAACUUCAAUCGAAUAAAAAAGAAUAUUAAUCUUAAUAUAGAUUUAACCAAGAAGUCCCUCUUUCCUAUACAAGCGCCUUGGACUUGGUCCCCGGAUAUUAAUACGGAUCUUCUCAAAUAUAACAAAAACACAACUGCAAACUCGUCCAUAGUUGCCCUAUUCUACGAAUCUGUUGAAUUCUUAUACUACGACUACACACUUAUCUACACAGAUGCAUCUAAAAGUAUUAACGGAACAGGUUUCGCAAUAGUGGACGGCCAGCAAGCUAAAACUUUUCGACUUCCUUCAUUCUCCAGUAUCUUCACAGCGGAAUCCUAUGCGUUAUAUAUGGCAGUCCAAUUCGUCGUACAAUCAGACUAUAAGUAUUCACUUAUAAUAAGCGACUCUCUCAGCGCCCUUAUCUCACUACAAGACCAUCAUCCUCAAAAUGAAGUAAUCCAACUUACCAAAGACCUUAUCUCCUCAUCGAAAAACAAAAUUAAGUUUAUGUGGGUCCCAUCCCACAUAGGUAUCCCCGGGAACGAAAAAGCCGACAAGAUGGCGAAUGAAGCAGUUACAUCCACAACCUCUACCAUCAUAAAUAAAAUUCCGAGUAAAGACCUAUUAAAUGAAGCCCAUAAACGGAUUAUAAAAACAUGGCAAAAUCACUGGGAUUCAAUUCCCUCCAGUAACAAACUCAGAAACAUAAAAAAAUCUAUAUCCAAAUGGGCAUAUCCAGAGAACGCAUCAAGGAGAGAACAAAUAGUUAUAAACAGAUCCAGAAUAGGCCAUUCCCAUAUCACGCACUCAUAUCUGAUAACCAAGGAAACCCCCCCCUUGUGUGACACAUGUAAAACUCCCCUUACAAUGGCACACAUCAUUAUUGUCUGCCCCAAAUUCUCAACCGCACGUUUCCUGCUCAACAAUCCAAGGUCAAUUGAAGAAGCCCUCAGUCAACAGAACUCCGACAACAUUUUCAAAUUUUUUAAAAAAAUAGAACUUGACAAAAAACUGUAA
Messenger RNA from Macrosiphum euphorbiae (potato aphid), 1482 nucleotides. The record is from the annotation of a GenBank genome assembly. NCBI's taxonomy places the organism in Eukaryota, Metazoa, Arthropoda, Insecta, Hemiptera, Aphididae.